CGUGGGUUUGAAUUUCAUUUCAACGGAAGCGAGCAGGGGUUUCCAGAAAGAGUUCACAGGAGAGAGAGAGAGAGAGAGAGAGAGAGAGAGAGAGAGAUGGACGGAAUCCUGUGCGACGAGGUCCUAGAAGAAGUCUUCCGCCGCCUCCCUUUUCCCUCCUCCGCCGCCGAAGUCUCCCUCGUCUCCAAGCGGUGGCUACGCCUCUGCCGCUCUUCCAUGUCCGACGUCUCUCUCUGUCUCUCCGUUGACAAUUGUACGGCCCCGUCCCUCUCCUCUUUCCUCUCUUACUUCCCUCACCUCUCCUUCCUCAAAAUCACCACCGUCACCUUACGCAGCGACGGCGGCGACAUCUCGGGCUUUCGCUAUCGGAUCCUCUCCCCCGACGACAUCUCGGCUUUCGCCGACCAGAUCCUCCUCUCCGUCGCCUCGUCCUGUCCCAAGCUGACAGGUCUCCGUCUCCAGUCUGGGCCAGUCUCUCUCUUCCCUCUGCUGUCUCUCUCUACCUCAUGCCCUCACCUCACCUCUCUCGACAUUACCCUAUCUAGACCCUUCUCUUUCCACUGGCUCGUCUUCUUGCACUCUCUUCGAAAACUCGCCCUCAGUUUCUGCCCCAUCCCUGGCAAAUUCAAACACGUCGAUGCUGCUUCGAAAGGGAGCUUCGACGAUGCUGAACUGAAAUUAGAAACCCUAUCUUUGUCUCAUAUUCCACAUGGCGAUUACGGUUUUGAUUGGCUAUGGAAAAGCUGUAAAAACCUUAAGAAACUGCAGCUAUGCGACUGCCAAGGAAUUGGCAAUGGUAUGUCACUUUCAUCGUUUGUUAAUUGCUUAAAAGGCCUCCAAGAAGUGGAAUUGACGACUUGUAGACCCAUAGUUGAUGAAAUUUUAACGAUAUUGGCUGAGAAUUGUGCAUCUUUAAGCUCUCUAUUGGUCUAUAAUGGUGGCGGUAGAGAGGGAUUACGUCAUUUCAUUACUCAGAGUCGUCUUAAUUUGCGAAAACUGGAUUUAUGUUUACCUCAUGACCUCCGAGACAAUCACUUGUUGGCCGUGGCUGAGAAGUUCAGGGGUUUGUCGUCUCUUCGGUUAGAUAGUUGUUAUCGUGUUACUGGUGAAGGGCUUAAGGCUAUGGUGUUAGCCAUGAGUGAUAAGCUUGAAGAAUUGGCUUUGAUAAAUUGCAACAUGAAACCUGGAUUGUUGACCACUUUAGGACACAGUUUUACAAAUUUGAAGAUUUUGGACUUGUCUUAUAAUGACAUGUUGGCGGAAGAAGAGUUUAUAUUGAUGCUUGCGUUGUUUAAUUGUUUGAGGGAAUUGAAGGUGAGGGGGUGUAGAGGGUUGACAAUUGUGUCUGUGGUUUCGAUGUUUAAGAGAUGUAAGCAGUUGGAGAGUGUAGAUAUAAUGAAUUGUCCUCAGAUUGAGGCAAAGGCUGUUGAGUUAUUUGUUUUGAAUUGUUUGCAGUUGAGGCAGAUACAUGUUGAAGAAAGCAAGCUUUCAGAUGUUUCCAGGUCGUGGGCUUCAAAGAAGUUCAUUGAGGUUAUUUUUGAUGAAUGAUUCGGAAGGGGGAGAACAGAAGAAGGGCCAUUCUAUGUUUCUUUAGAGUUGUGAAUCUAUGCAGGUAUUAAUCUCCGUAAAAGCUUCUAAUAAGAAUGUACCCAUACUUUAUAACAUUGCGACAUCUCUUAUAUUUCCCAUGUCCUCUUCGUUUACUUCCUCAUCAAUUGUACUUGUAUUAAGACUAUGGGUUGUGUGUGUCUAUUAGAAUGUAUAUGUACAAUUGUUGGGGUAGCAAAUUAGCAUAUGGUGAUCGUUUCUUACCGUUUUGAUAAAGGAUUAUGGCGUUGGACAAUUGUUGGGGUAGCAAAUUAGUAGUCCUUUAGUAAUGAGAGAAAUUUAUGCUUUUCAUUAUUUUCUAGUGAUCGGAAUUUAUGGAAUUGAUUUGGGGAUAGUGCACUGAUCUUAGCCUUCUUUGCUUAUAUGGGUUAUGGAUGUAUUUCUUCUCAUUG
Messenger RNA from Rhododendron vialii, 2000 nucleotides. RefSeq names its product EIN3-binding F-box protein 1-like. Gene Ontology annotation, cellular component: SCF ubiquitin ligase complex. The coding region runs from base 97 to 1548 and encodes 483 amino acids. The record is from RefSeq and is a predicted model, not a curated record. NCBI's taxonomy places the organism in Eukaryota, Viridiplantae, Streptophyta, Magnoliopsida, Ericales, Ericaceae. Gene Ontology annotation, biological process: SCF-dependent proteasomal ubiquitin-dependent protein catabolic process. Gene Ontology annotation, molecular function: protein binding. The transcript is spliced from 2 exons.